AUGACCGAUGAACAACCUCUGGUGUCACAAGGUUCGAAAAGGAUGCGCACAGCGUACACAAGUGCACAGUUGUUGGAGCUGGAAAAGGAAUUUCACUUCAACCGUUACUUGUGCAGAUCGCGUCGGCUCGAGAUGGCCAAUCUACUCAACGUCAGUGAGAGACAGAUCAAGAUCUGGUUCCAGAACCGACGGAUGAAAUAUAAAAAAGAAGACAAGCUGAAAAGAAUGGCCCCGUCUACGAAUGCUAGCCGGCCGCUAUCCCCACGAAUGAUCAUUCGUGAUUCACUUAAAUCUCUCACUGAGAUUAACAUCGAUUCUCAGUCCGUUAACAGUCCUCAACAUGAUGUGUACAACUCAUUCUCCACAACUCAUGUAAUAUGGCUGGUCAGCAGAAAGCAAACCUGCACCACAGCUCUCGGUUUUGCACUUAUACCAGUCAACAGACAGGCAAACUACGGAAAGCAGGGCCGCGCUCACUUGGAAUAUGGCCAUCAGAACAUUCUGAGUCAAGGAGAAGACUUUAUGUAUCUCCAGUCCCCUGGCUUUUCUGUUGCAAACGUCGGACCCAACACUGGGACACUCGGCGAGUCUAACUGUAGACCAGGACCAGUCACAGUUUGUCAAUAUCCAACAUAUCCCUAUGGAGAGAAAGAGCAACAGCAUAAUUAUAACGCAUAUAGUAAAUACUCCGGCCUGACGUAUAAUGACAGUGACUCAAAGAAGAACCCUAAUCUAGCACCAACUUUCGACUGGAUGAAAGUAAAGAGGAAUCCGCCUAAAACAGUCAAAGUCACUGAAUAUGGACUCCACGGCCAGCAAAACAUUAUUCGCACCAAUUUCACCACGAAGCAGCUCACCGAACUUGAAAAGGAGUUCCAUUUUAACAAAUACCUUACCAGGGCACGACGUGUCGAAGUGGCCGCUACGCUUGAACUCAACGAGACCCAGGUUAAAAUUUGGUUUCAGAAUCGCAGAAUGAAACAGAAGAAACGCGAGAAAGAAGGAUCUGUCCCGAACAUAAAUCGAGCUGCGGAUUGCGCUGCUGGACAAAGCACAAACAACUCAACUACCUCAACGCCAUCUGGAUCUCCAAUCUCAGACACUUCAGUCGCAAACUAAGGACAGUAUGUUUUAUGUCACUGUGGCAAACGAAUCUGCAAUUCCAAGUUCCAACAUUCUGUUGCUGAGGACGUCCACGUAACUUAUUGUUUAGAUUUAGACCAAAUUUUAAAAUCUUGCAGUUUUGCCACCCUGUUUCUCUUAUCUAACAGUUUGUGAAUUUUGGAAACAUAUUUCCUCCAACUUAAUGCACGUCGCUAGUUUCGAAGAUUUUUUUUUUUUCAAAUGCCUAAGCAUUUGGAACUAUAUAAAUAUGAUGUAAUGCAUUUAAAUCCACAUUACUGUCGUCUGCCAGGGAAAGGGCAGUCUAAUUUGCACUAGAAAUGUAUACUUCUGGGGGAAAAAAGGUCGUGUAUUCAUAUGUAUACAGUAAUCAUUAGACCUGUUAAG
Messenger RNA from Electrophorus electricus (electric eel), 1509 nucleotides. It is a transcript of the gene hoxb1b, whose product is annotated as homeobox B1b. NCBI's taxonomy places the organism in Eukaryota, Metazoa, Chordata, Actinopteri, Gymnotiformes, Gymnotidae. Gene Ontology annotation, cellular component: nucleus. The record is from RefSeq and is a predicted model, not a curated record. Gene Ontology annotation, molecular function: RNA polymerase II cis-regulatory region sequence-specific DNA binding; DNA-binding transcription factor activity, RNA polymerase II-specific. Gene Ontology annotation, biological process: regulation of transcription by RNA polymerase II.